UUGGCCCUUGUUAACUGUCAUAAUCGAUAGGGGGUGCCACCUGUCGGCCUCUUUUCCAUCACAAUCUUCCACGAUGGGUAUCGGUGUGAAGGACGUGAAUCAGCAUGAAUUUAUAAAUCGGCUGGCCGCUUUCUUAAAAAGAAGCGGUAAAAUGAAACUACCCGACUGGACAGAUAUAGUCAAAACGGGUCCAUAUAAAGAAUUAGCUCCUUACAGCGAGGACUGGUUUUAUAUACGAGCUGCUGCUUUAUGUAGACGUAUGUAUAUGAGAGCACCUCUUGGAGUUGGUACAGUAAAGCGAGUCUAUGGAGGUAAUCAAAGAAAUGGAACAGCCCCAAGCCAUUUCUGUAAAGCAUCUGGAGGUGUUGCUAGAAAAAUUUUCCAAGCCUUAGAGGGUGUUAAAAUGGUUGAAAAAUCUACAUCUCGAAAGGGUCGUGUCUUGACUGGACGUGGUAGACAACAUUGUGACAUUAUUGCUGCCCAAUCUUACAGAAGAUCUAAAGGUAAAAUAAGGAAGAAGAAGAAGUUUGUACCCAAAAAAGCAGCCAAGGGAGGACCCAAAGCAAAGGCUGGUAAACCAGUGAAAAAAUAAAGGAAAUAAAUGAUAUAAAUAAACAACAAA
Molecule: messenger RNA, 622 nt
Organism: Patella vulgata (common limpet)
Lineage: Eukaryota; Metazoa; Mollusca; Gastropoda; Patellidae
Product: 40S ribosomal protein S19
Exons: 6
Coding region: 74-592 (172 amino acids)
Biological process (GO): ribosomal small subunit assembly; translation
Cellular component (GO): cytosolic small ribosomal subunit; ribosome
Molecular function (GO): RNA binding; structural constituent of ribosome
Source: RefSeq, a predicted model, not a curated record